Messenger RNA from Vespa velutina, 2499 nucleotides. RefSeq names its product tektin-3-like. Gene Ontology annotation, cellular component: microtubule cytoskeleton; nucleus. Gene Ontology annotation, biological process: cilium assembly; cilium movement involved in cell motility. The record is from RefSeq and is a predicted model, not a curated record. Lineage: Eukaryota; Metazoa; Arthropoda; Insecta; Hymenoptera; Vespidae. Bases 1000 to 2436 code for a protein of 478 amino acids. The transcript has 9 exons.
UCAAUAUGACAGUAUGUACAUAGAGAAUCACAUGGAUGUGCUUGGGAUAGGAAAAAGGGUAUGUAUAAUAUAACAAAAUUAUUUUAUUUAAUUUGAAAUAUGAAUAAUUCUUACAUUCUUAUCAGGAUUAUUAUCUGCCAGGACUCUAGAUAUCAAUGAAGUCAUUGUACUUUUACCAACUCCACCUUUGCCGGAUAAAAUCAGGAUUUUGUGUUUGACAUUAGACAAUUUUUCUUUAAUCAAUUUUAUAUCAGGAUCUGGUUGUUUCGUUGCACCUGACGCACAUAAUACUUGAUUUGGACAUCCCGCACAAGCGGAUGCUUUACCGGCAUGAUCACUUUGUGUACCAGGACAAUCUGCAAAUAUUCUGAUAAUUUUCUGUCUCAUAAGCGAAAAUUCUUUUUAAGGGAUUUCGAUAUGAAAAUAAUUAAAAAAGAAAAGAAAAGAAAAGAAAAGAAGAAAAAAAUUGCACAAUAGCAAUGGACCUUUUUAUAUUUGUAAUAGUUUUUAUAUGAAUCACUUUUGCGUCAUUGAUUGAAAUUAUUAAACAGAAAGGGAAAAAAAAAAAAAAGAAAAAACGAAUUUCAGACAAAAUUCUAACCUUUAAUUUAUUUUUAUGAUCAAUGACAAUAUAUUACUAAUCGAGUUUGUAUUAUAAUACGAUACGUACAUAAUAGAUAUGACAAUUAAAAUUGCAAUAAUUAAUGUAAAAUAUAAAAUUAUAAUAACUGAUAAAUCUAUCUUACGUUCUGGUGCUGUACUUGGUACGUCUGCCAUGUUGAGAAAUAUCAUAAAUACUGAACCAUUAUACGCGCGCUAAUCAAAAUGAGAGGUUAUAAUAUAAAUUUAUUAAAAUUCUUUACUUUUUUUUUUUUUUUUUUUAAUAUAUCACAUAAGUCAAUAGAUUUCAAAAGACAUUCCUUAAUAUUUUAUUCUUAUAUCAAAGAGUGUAAAAUUGUGUAAAAACAAUUACAGCCAUGGAGUAUUGUUGGUACAUCGAUGCCAUACAUGGAAUCAAAAAUUCCUAUCCAUGUAAGCGAUUACAGUCGUACACAUCAUCUAUUACCUUGGAGACCUAAUACAGGAUUUGAAAAUAUUGAAGUUAUACCAUUGACUAGAAAAUGUAUAUCAAAUUAUCCAUUGGAUGCAACUAGUGGUACUAUGCACAAGCCAUUAAAGUUUCCUGAUUUAGUAACAGGAUGUCAUAGAGAUUCUGUGCAUGCAUCUAGAGCAGCACUUUAUACAAGAUAUACACCAAAUGAAUGGUUCCAAAAACAAAUUAAAUAUUAUAAUGAAGCAGAUUCUAAUAGACACUUAUCAGAAAGAUUGAGAAAGGAUGCUUUAAGAAUAGUUAGAAAUGCAGAAGAGAAAAUACAAUAUGGGCAAUUAGAUACUGGAAGAAGAUUGGGUGAAAGAAUAAAUGAUGUAUCCUUUUGGCGAAAUGAAAUUGUUUCAGAAUUGGAAAGAUUACUACAAGAAAUAGAAAGACUUCAGGAUUGUCGUUCUGUUUUAGAUAAAGCAAUAAGAGAUAUUGAUGGACCAUUACAUAUUGCAGAAGAAUGUCUUUAUCAUAGAGAAGCAAGAAAAGGGACAGAACUUGUUCAUGAUGAAUCAGAAAAAUGUUUGCUGAAAGAAAUAGAAAAUUUAAAAAAUUGUCAAAGAAAUUUAGAUGUAUGCCUAGAUAAAUGUAAAGAUCAGUUGCGAAAUUGUAGAGCCUCACAAAAUCAAUUGGAAUUAGAUUUGAAAAACAAAGAAAGUGCAUUAGGUAUAGAUAUGAUGUGUCAUCAAUUGAAUAAUUAUAGCCAUGGACUACAAUAUUACACUGGAAUUGAAAAAUAUGAUCCUUGUCUCUCAGAACAAGAAUGUUGGGCAGAGGCAGCAAAUCGCAUAAUACAAAAAUCACAACACGAAAGAAAUAUGUCUAAUCAGUUGCGAACAACUGCAGAAGCUCUUAUAAACAAAGUGGCUCAAGAAAUGUGGGAUUCAUGGAGUACUACAAACAGUGCUUUGACGCAUAGAUCUUCUGAAUUACUUGAAGCUAAAAAUAAACUGCAACAACAUUUACAAAAGGUACAACAGGAAAUAUUUGAUGUUGAAAAAAAUAUGGAAUUAAUGCGUAAAGCUAUUGCUGAUAAAAGUCAUGCCAUUAAAGUUGCACAUACGAGAUUAGAGGCCAGAAUGCAUCGUCCAGAUUUGGAAUUAUGUCGCGAUAAUGUUCACUCAAGCCUUCAAAAAGAAAUUGAUGAAAUAGAUCAUCAAGUAAAACGUAUGCAUAAAGCUUUGAAAGAACUUGAGGAUCAACAUCAAAGAUUGUUGAGAACAAGGACUGCAUUGGAACAUGAUCUAGCUCUUAAAAUAGAUGCAAUAUAUAUUGAUAGAGAAAAGGUUUGCGGCCUAAGACGUGCAUAUCCAGUUAAUGCAUUAUUUAGAUUUUAAUUAGUAGUAAUAUAUAUAUAUAUAUUUAAAGCUUUAAGCACACACACAUAAUUAUUUAUUUAU